Molecule: messenger RNA, 1143 nt
Organism: Colletotrichum acutatum
Lineage: Eukaryota; Fungi; Ascomycota; Sordariomycetes; Glomerellales; Glomerellaceae
Product: cyclin domain-containing protein
Exons: 1
Coding region: 1-1143 (380 amino acids)
Biological process (GO): regulation of cyclin-dependent protein serine/threonine kinase activity
Cellular component (GO): nucleus; cyclin-dependent protein kinase holoenzyme complex
Molecular function (GO): protein kinase binding; cyclin-dependent protein serine/threonine kinase regulator activity
Source: RefSeq, a predicted model, not a curated record
AUGGAGUCACGGUCACAUCUCAGCUUGGCCGAGCUCAACGCCGCCGCCCUCGACCACUUCGUCUACCAACCCGUCAGCAAGUCCAUGAUCUCGUACUUGGCCGGUGCCGCCUACAAUGUCAUCUCAUGCGACAGUGCUCUGAUGCCUCCCGCUUCCGCAGAAGCCCAACGUCAACAGCAGCUUCCCCCGACGCCACCCAGGACACCCGAGCCCCGCGCCGUUCGCACCGAAGACGCCGACUUGCCUACCCUCGAGGCCUUCAUCACACAACUCGUUGUUUCCUCCAACGUCCAGGUCCCUACUCUGAUGUCUACCCUGGUCUACCUUACCAGGCUCAAGUCCCGCCUUCAGCCCAUGGCCCGCGGUCUGCGAUGCACAACACACCGCAUCUUCCUUGCCGCCCUCAUCCUUACCGCCAAGUACCUCAACGACAGCUCACCCAAGAACAAGCACUGGGCCACCUACAGCCACGUCAACAAUGACUUCUCCAACUUUGGCUUCAGCAGAACGGAAGUCAACCUGAUGGAGAAGCAGCUUCUCUUCCUCCUCGACUGGGAGCUCAGGAUCUCCGAGGAGGACCUCUACCGCGAGCUUGACCCCUUCCUGGCUCCCAUCCGCGCCGAGAUUGAGGCCAAGCACGCUCGCCGCAUUGCCCGCCGCCGCAAGCAAGAGGAGGAGAUGCGCCGCAGACACGAGGAGAUGAUGUACAACACCUACCCCAGCCCCCCAUCAUCGCGUGCGAGCUCCCGCUCCCGCCUGGAAUCACCCGACCACGCCCGCACCUACAGCGGAUCUUCCAUCACCCCUCCCGGUUUGUGCUACAGCAGCAGCUAUGGCAGCUCCGUCAGCUCCUACGCUCCUUCAGUGGCAUCGAGCCGGUCUCAAUCGCGUGCCACCACGCCUCUCGACAACCCCGCCGACGAGCCGUACAUGUACGUUCCCAACGGUAGCUUGUACGAGUCGCCAGUGGAGGUACACAUUGAACAGCCUGCAUCAACGCUUCCGAAGCGCAAGCCUCUUUUGCCCUACGAAAUCAGCACCGAGGAGCUCCGCGACAUGCAGGAUGGCACAAAGGCCAAGCGAGCCCGCAUGGGCCGCGGGAUGUGGGGCCGCGUCUUCGGCGGCGCUGUGACUGUGCGGUAA